GGGAGACUCCGGUAGAAAGGAUGGUGGCAUCGGUCCAGCAACCACGUUACGGAAAUAGAUUUCGGCGCUGGUAAUGCAACGGGGGCUUUUCUCGUAGGCAAAACGUUAGACAGUCAAGAGGAAGAAGAUCAGUAACGCGUCGGCCAGUUAUCGAGGAAAAUAUUAUCCCGGGAAGCAACAACAAUAUUACGCGAACAACACAUGAACAAUCCGGGAGGUGAGAAAUGGCGGCCCAUGGCCAUCUCGAAUCCAUCCACUCGAUUGCGUAUGGCACGGACCAUGCCCCAUUGGGUAUUGGCACAACAACAGAAGGACACGGAAGAACAGAAGGAACGAAUACCAACCCCACCAAAGAUACCACCACCAUCCCUUUCCGGAGAUUGUGGUGACCCAGAUUACGAGAUCAUCGAAUUUCCGAUCCGAGGAACACCCCAGAAAACAAAUCCAAUGUCGAGCAGCAACCUAACUUCCGUUACGAAGCAUAGCAAAUGUGCUUUGUGCGGUACGGAAAAUGUAUUUGCGAGAUGCGACACCUGUAAAGAAAAUUAUUGCGAAGCCUGCGACGACAUGAAUCACAAACAUCCCAAGAGAAGGUCCCACGUUAGGAGGAGGAUCUUGACCGAGACUGCUGCUAAAAAUCGACCACCUUUACCACCGAAAGGUGAAAAUCUAGCUGGUCCACCUCCCGUACCACCGCCGAGAAGAAAUCGCAAAAGCACUCAGGCCAAACUCACGCAGAAUCAAGGAGCUACGAAUCGAUCAUUGAUCGAGAAAGGUGGAAGUACUACCAAGAGAAGUGAUCUUUCCAACACUAGUGGAGGAUCAUCUACGACAACUAGGGAGACUAAUUUUCAAGGAUCGAAGAUUACACGAUCUACGAAUAAUACAACGAUCGAAGGAUCGGGAUCGAGUACCGACAAGAUGUCUACCUUACAGGAAAGAUACAGGAGAUAUCAGGAAGCAAUGAGAGCGCAAGAUGCAAAUCGAAGAAGACGUACACCUUCGGAUGCUUCUUCGAGAGAUACUACCAGUCCCAGACCAGUUAGCAUUGGUAGUAAUAAUAGGACACCAUCUUUACAACAACAACCAUUACCACCACCACCACCACCUCCGAGAUCUAUGAUGCAAUCUAGCAGCGUGUGCGAUCUAUCGGCACCGCAUAUGUGGAAUCUUGGAAUGCAUCAGGCACAAUCCAUGGCACAAUUAAAUCCUAGUGGUAUGCCAAUGAUGUGGUAUCCAACGAACAAUCCUUGGGAUGGUUCGAUCAGUGGUUCAACUUUGAGUUUAAAUCACCCACCACCACCAGCAGCAGCUUUAUGGGCAUAUCCCAUGGGAUAUCAUCCAUCUCAAAUGUUACCGCCCCAUUAUCCCGGUACUUUAUCGAGAGCUCACAGUCCGGCAAGGAGUUUAAAAUCACAGAACAGAAGAUCAAGACCACCAUCACCAUCACCCAGUAUAAAAUCACGAAAGUCUAUCGUUUCGAGAUCGAGAUCGAGAAUUUCACCGGGAUCACCGUCCGAUGCCAGUUCCGAGGAUUCCGAGGAAUCCGAUUUCGACGAUAGACUUUCACGUGGAUCCAGAACCAUCAGAAGAGGUAGCGUUACGAGAAAUAACAGGCAGAGAAGUUAUCAGGAUAACGAUACUUCCAGGAGUUUACUGUCUCGAUCACGUCGAGAGAGGCUAACAUCGGAGGAUAGGAUGACCAGCAACGAGGAACAAUGGUCGGAAAAUCAAUCGAGCAGACGUUAUUCCAUGUCCUCUCGGGGUUGUUACGAGGAUUCUCGUCGUAACACAAUAGAUUCUCGAUUGCGAAAAAUUGAAAAUGGAAGUUACCGUGAUGAUCAACGACGCGAAUCAAGGCGUACACGUAAAAGUACGGACGAGGAAUUGUCCGAUAGAAAAUCUAAUCCGACUGCUACUACAAUGGGUAAAACGAGAAUCACCAGUUCUUCGGAGGACCAUUUCGAAAGAUCGGAUAAACGUACGACUUUGUUUUACGACGAUGACAACGACGACAACGACGAGGAGGAGGAAAAUGAAGAGGAAGAGAAGGAGAAGAAAAAGGAUGAAAUAUUAUCGAAGAAAAAUUCAUUUCGUGGAAUCAGAGAUGACGAUUCGAGAAGAUCUAUCAGUCAUAAAACUUCGAGGAGAACUUCGAUCGAAUCAGAUAAACUAAAUUUAGGAUCUCGUGAUUCGUUUACCUUGAAACGUGACACCACCGCGGAUUACGAAUCUUCUAUAAGAAACGAGGAAUUAAGAAAAAGGGAAGAUAACGUAUCAACCAAGAGGAGAACGUCGUCCUCGUCGUCCUUUAAAAGAGAAAACUCGAUUGAUCAAACGUUAGAAAAUGAUACGAAAAAUAUAUCAACCCGUGAAAUAUCCCGAAAAAGGGAAAACGACGAUAGGAUAUCUUCUACGAGGAAUAAAAGUUUAGAUCAAGGGAUCUCUCAAAUUAAUAGCAACAAUAAUAAUAAUAACAAUUCGAUUGAAAUAAUCGAGACAAAAUCUAACACGGAUAACAAGAAGAAAUCUCGUGAAAAUCGUAAAGGUACCAUCGAAUUACCUGCCGACGAAUGGCCAUGCGAGCAUUGUACUUUCAUUAACAAAAUUACUGAAAAAGUUUGCGUGAUAUGUUGCAAAACAAGAAGCAGUGCAUUGCCACCGGACGAAAAUGCAUCGGAAAAUAUUGAAACGAAUAUCGAAGAAAUCGAAAGAGUUAUCGAAAAUGUUGACAAACAACAACAACAACAACGAGUGUCCAGUACAAAUGAAGAUUCUAAUACCGAUUUGGAAAAGAAAACAAAUCUUUUGAAAAUUUCUAAUAGCGAGGAAAGUGGUGACAGUGGAUCUACUAAAAACAAAGAUGUAAGCCUGGUGGAAAAUACGACAGAAAUGAUACUCGAUGUCAAAUUACCGGAAACGACUGCAAUGAAAUUCGAGAAAAAAGAGGAAAACGAGGAAAGCAUAAGAAUUCGGACAACAUCAUCGACCCCAACGUUAUCCUUGUCAAAAGGAACAAUUACUCCUGAAAAUAAUGAUGAAUCUGUCAAACAAAUUGGAAAAUUAUUUAGAUCUGAUGACAAAAUUGAAGAAACUCGUAAAGUAUCGACAGGAACUUCUCCGCCACCUCAAAGUAUCUCAACUCAAACGUACGAUUAUCUUCCACGAGGUGGUAGUGGUACGCUUCGUAGAUCAUUGUCGACUUCCAAAGGAUUUUUGUCUUACGAAGAUAGCGAGGCAGAGCAUCUGUUACAGGAGGGAAACCGAUUUACGAAUAGUCCCGAUCUUUAUCCACGAACGAUACAAGAACAAUAUCUACGUCAAACGAUGUCAAGUCAGAGCAGAGAUCGAACCCGAAGAAAUUCCAUCGAUUCGAGCCAUCUUUAUUAUCGCUCUAGGGAACCAAGCCAACCGAGAUACGGUAUAGAAACAGCAGGUCCUAGUACGUCAUCUCAAGGAGUAUCUACGUUGACUCGUCAAGGAUUAGAAAUAGUCGAACUUUUGCGAGAAGCCGAAAGACAAGGAUUUUCAACAGACGAUGUACAGGUGGCCUUAACGCAGAAUGCAUCUAAUCCCUUGGAAUGGUUAAAAACGCAAUGGCCACAUUCAAUUGAGGCCGUUCAAAUCUUGGUAAGCACUCAGGGAAAGGAACAAAGGGAAAAUAAUAUCGGUGUCAUAUCUGUGAACGAAGCUAAGGAUGCAUUGAGAUCCUGCAAAGGUGACGUUUGGAAUGCUGUUACCAUUGCUGCUCAACGUAGACAACACAAGACAGCAGAAAUUUUAACAAAGGGCAAUUUUACGAUGGCCGAUGUUGUUAAAGCACUCGAUAACAACGACGGCAUAAUAGAUGCGGCAUUACUCGAAUUACAAAAAAAUCAAUUGAAACCAUUUUUAAUGAGGAUCUGGGGUCCUCCGGUCGGAGUUGAAAACGAUGGGGCUGCACCACAAGGAGAUGCGGCAGGKAUAGUUGGUGGUGCAACAAGGAUUCUCGAACAGAUAACCAAUGUUACGGAUACGGAGGCGAAGAAGCAGGUAAUGUCACCAAUUAUUGACAAUUUCGUCGCAUUGCAGACCGACUUUACGAAACAGCUGGCGGCGCUAAGACAAAUGACUUAUAAUUGGGAAUACGAGAAAGACCCUCUAAACAAUACUCGAGGUAAUAAUUCGGUUGAUUUGCUCGGCAGCUCGAACGGCGAAGAUCCAAUCAUCGACGAAAUCCUAUUACCAAAAUCUUUAGACAAUAUUAAUCAAAAUUUAAUACUAAAUGAUAUUGGAUUAACGGAUAAUACGGAUAAUAACAAGGACGAUGAACGAAAUAAUCAAUUGGAUGUUAAAAAUGAAUCUACGACAAAAUUAAUAGAUGAACCAAAAAAUGACAAUGAUGCAAAUGUAUUAAAUAAUAAUAAUAAUACGAGAUUAAUGAAUGAUCAAAAAUUGGAAAUCGUUGAACGGGACAAAUCUGAUAAUGAAAAUCUAACGAAAGAAAUCAUUGUUAGGAAUGAAUCGUUGAAUAAAAUAAAACAUCUUGAUAAAGAUGAUCGAAAUAAUAAUUCAAUUGAUAUAACGAUAGUAAAUUCAAGAGAAAACGUAGUAAUUUCGAACGAAGAAAAAGAGGAAGAAGAUUUCAAUUCGGAGAGCAAUAUUAUUACUACUACUGUUACGACUACGGUAAUAGAGAAAUCUGAUGAUGAAGAUGUUACGAAAGCAAAAAUUGAUAAUAAAGAAAUGACGAAUGAGAAUGAAAUAUCGAUGAGUGAAAAUAAAAUACCACAACAGUUGGAAGAUGGAAAAAGAAACCUCUUAUUUCGUAACGAAACUUUGCCGGAGGCUACCAAAAAUAUUUCUCAAGAACCUUCCUCAUCCUCCUCCUCCUCCUCCUCCUCCUCCUCCUCCUCUUCCCUUCGACAAGAUAAAAAUAUCAUCGGACAAUUGGAUUUGAAUAUAAUAAACGAAACGUCCAAUUCCGUAAUAGAAGAGAAUUUACUUAAAAAUGAAAAUUCUUCUUCUUCGAACGAAUUAAAUUCGGAAGCAGAAACAAAUGUUGUAUCCAAUAAUCAAUCUAAAACUAUGGAAUUAUUUGUGUCCGCUUUUAAAUCAUUGCCAGAACAAAUGAUUGGUCCCUUAGUAGCGGCUAUGAAAAUGUUAUCACCCAAAGUUUCGAUUAAUAAUACCGAUGAAAAUGAAAAAAAUGAUUUAACCAAUACAUUGGAAUCUAUUAUUGAAAAUAAACAAAAUGAUUUAAGUGUGUCGGACAAUAGUAAAGUUAAAAAUAUCAUUACUGGAGGAUCAUCCGCAAAUUAUGACGAAGAAAAUCAAUCGGUAAAUAAUAUUGCAUUAGAAAAUACUAACGAAAUAAAAAUAAAUAAUAUUUCCAAAUCGACUAAAGAAAAUAAUAAAAAAGUAUCACAGAUUGACGAGACCGUUUCAUAUAAUAAUGAAAUGAAAAAUACAAUUUCUAAAUCCGCGGAUGAAAAAAAGGAAAAAACUACAUCGAUCCGUGAAACAAUUAUAAAUAAUAAUAAUAAUAACGAAAUCAAAACUACGCAUACCGAAUCGAACAAAGAAAAGAACAAUAAUCAAUCGAUCGAUAUAAAUGUAUUAGAAAAUAAUGAUAUCAAAAAUACGAGUUUCAAAUCCACAGACGAAAGGGAAGAUAAUCGAUUAGACAAUAACGAAAUAAAAAUGAUUUUAGAAUCGACAAAUGUAAACGAAAAUAAAUAUAUAACGAAAUCGAAUAACGUAACAGUGAGAUUAGAAGAAAAGGAUUCUAAUGAAGAACAACAGAAGGAUUUCCGAGCGAGAACGGCGCGUAGAUUAUUAGCCGAGGGACGUGCAUCGAAUUACGAGGAGGCCGAAGUAGCUGCCAGUUUAUUGGCUCUCAAAUUUGAAGAUGCAGAAGCUAUUCAUGCUGCCAAGGAAUGUGGUAGCGUUGAAUCUGCUCUAGCAUUCUUACAACAAGAAUGCGAACUUUGUACCGGACGUUACGCGAUGAGUCUGAUGAUAUCCAUGUUGAAAUGCACGCAUCGAUGUUGCAACGAGUGCGCGAAAAAUUAUUUCACCAUACAGAUAAGCGACAGAAAUAUCAUAGACGCCGUAUGUCCGUUUUGCAAAGAACCGAAUUUGAGGGAUGCGAACGAAGACGAUGUUCUAGAAUAUUUUAGUAAUCUAGAUAUUCAAUUGAAAUCACUUUUGGAUCCCCCAAUUCAUGAACUUUUUCAAAGAAAAUUAAGAGACCGUACUCUAAUGCAAGAUCCUAAUUUUAAAUGGUGUAUUCAGUGCUCGAGUGGCUUUUAUGCGGAUCCGGAACACAAAAGACUCAUCUGUCCUGACUGUAGAUCUAUAACGUGUGCGUUUUGUCGGAAACCCUGGGAGAAACAACACGAAGGUAUAACUUGCAAACAAUUCGCAGCUUGGAAAGAUGAAAACGAUCCGGACAAUCAAGCUGCUGGUUUGGCAAAACACUUGGCCGACAAUGGGAUUGAUUGUCCCAAGUGUAAAUUCCGAUAUUCUUUAUCUCGAGGAGGUUGCAUGCAUUUCACUUGCAGUCAAUGCAAAUAUGAAUUUUGUUGUGGUUGUGGUAAAGCUUUUCUUAUGGGUGCUAAAUGCUCGACUAGUCCAUAUUGCGCUAAACUUGGCCUUCAUGCACAUCAUCCUCGCAAUUGCCUCUUCUAUUUACGCGACAAGGAACCCGCACAAUUGCAACAAUUACUCAAAGACAAUGGCAUUAAUUAUGAUACGGAAGGACCGACGGGGGAAAGGAAAUGUAAAGUACAAUUGCAAAAGGAAACCCCAGGAGGUGUUGUCGAUACCAUUUGCAAUUCGGACGUCGUCGAGGGACAAGCUGGUUUAUGCAGGAUCCAUUACGUCGAGUAUCUCGUUCGAAAGAUACGUUCGAUGCAGCUAGAACCUCUUCCACUGUUGAAUGUUGACGAUCUCGAGACUUGCGUUAAACGAAGCGGCUUAAAGCUACCUCCAAAUUGGCAGCACUACAUUGAAUACUUGGCGGGCCUGGUACUCAAAAACAAGCUGGACCCUGUUGCCAUCUUUGACUUGAACGACGCCAAGCAAGAGUUGCGCCGACGGGGAAAAGUUCCCCCUGCGAAGGACCAGGAAAUGUCCGAACAGGAUUAUCUCCAGGCGUGUAUUCAGAUUGUACAAAAGGAAAUUCCACUGGAAUAAUAGGAAAUAAAGAUGCGAAAGAACCUUCAAGAUUCUAGAGAAUAUCUAACUUCUACGUACUUUAAUGAAGUCAUUAUUAUUUACAUAUUUUAUCAGCCGCAUGUAGGAAGUAAUGCAAUACUCAAUAAAUUACUAUACAUAUAGGCAUAA
Polistes canadensis is the source of this 7329-nucleotide messenger RNA. It is a transcript of the gene LUBEL, whose product is annotated as extracellular matrix-binding protein EbhA. Lineage: Eukaryota; Metazoa; Arthropoda; Insecta; Hymenoptera; Vespidae. The transcript is spliced from 21 exons. Gene Ontology annotation, biological process: protein linear polyubiquitination. Gene Ontology annotation, molecular function: K48-linked polyubiquitin modification-dependent protein binding; K63-linked polyubiquitin modification-dependent protein binding; zinc ion binding. The record is from RefSeq and is a predicted model, not a curated record. Bases 202 to 7179 code for a protein of 2325 amino acids. Gene Ontology annotation, cellular component: LUBAC complex.